Molecule: messenger RNA, 429 nt
Organism: Schistocerca piceifrons (Central American locust)
Lineage: Eukaryota; Metazoa; Arthropoda; Insecta; Orthoptera; Acrididae
Product: synaptic vesicle glycoprotein 2C-like
Exons: 4
Coding region: 16-429 (137 amino acids)
Biological process (GO): transmembrane transport
Molecular function (GO): transmembrane transporter activity
Source: RefSeq, a predicted model, not a curated record
UCGUCCACCGCCAUAAUGAACACAAAGGCUAAGAAGGACACCGAAGUUCCUGUAGAGCUGAAAGAUGCUGCAGACUUUGAAAUAGCUGCCUCCUUAACAGGGUUUGGCUUAUACAAUUACCUAAUACUUGUCACAUCUCUGGUGUCUUCCCUGUCACAUCAGUUUGGUGCUUCUUCAUCGUCAUAUCUUCUACCAGCAGCACAAUGUGAUCUUGAAAUGAAGCUGUCUGACAAGGGUUUGCUAAACUCUAUUUCAUUUGCAGGGAUGGUUGCAACAUCAUUUCUGUGGGGUUUCUUGUCAGACAUGUAUGGCAGAAGAAAGCUUCUAGUCAUAGCUUACCUGUUGGAUGGAACUGUAAAUUUUAUAGGGAGCUUCACCCAGAGCUUUGCACUUUUAGUAGCCAUGAAAUUUUUGAGUGGUGCAAUGUAA